CAGUGGGUUGGGUGGUGGUGCCAUAGCUAGGGGUGGGGCAGACUGCCCUAGGCAGUGGUUCUAGGUAAUAAACUGGCCUGGGAAAUGAAUAGAUACCAGUGGGUAACGAAUACACACACUCUGUCUGUGUGACUCACCCGGCACCCCAUCUGACCACAGGAUGCUGGAGCUGAACCUGUCCUGGCUGGGGCUCGGGCCGGUGGCAGCCUCCCCAUGGCUGCUGCUGGUGCUGGUUGGGGCCUCCUGGAUCCUGGCCCACGUCCUGGCCUGGACUUACACCUUCUACAACAACUCUCGCCACCUUCAGUGUUUCCCACAACCCCCCAAACGCAACUGGUUCUUGGGUCACAUGGGCCAGUACCCCCCCACGGAGAAGGGCUUGCAGGACUUCACCCAGCUGGUAGCCAACUACCCCCAGGGAUUUAGGAUCUGCCUUGGCCCUGCCAUUCCCAUCAUCAUUUUCUGCCACCCUGACAUGAUCCGGACCGUCGCCAAUGCCUCAGCUGCUGCUGCACCCAAGGAUGUGAUCUUCUAUGACUUUCUGAAGCCCUGGCUGGGGGAUGGGCUUCUGCUGAGUGCUGGUGACAAGUGGAGCAGACACCGUCGCAUGCUGACACCCGCCUUCCACUUCAACAUCCUGAAGCCCUAUAUGAAGAUUUUCACCAAGAGCGCAGACAUCAUGCAUGCCAAGUGGCAGCGUCUGAUCACAGAAGGCCACACCCAUCUGGACAUGUUUGAACACAUCAGCCUCAUGACCCUGGACAGUCUGCAGAAAUGCGUCUUCAGUUAUGACAGCAAUUGCCAAGAGAAACCCAGUGAAUAUAUUACCACCAUCUUGGAGCUCAGUGCGCUUGUGGCAAAGCGGAACCAGCAGAUCUUCUUGCACAUGGACUUUCUGUACUUCCUCACCCCCAAUGGGCGGCGCUUCCGCAGGGCCUGCCGCCUGGUACAUGACUUCACAGAUGCAGUCAUUCAGGAGCGGCGCCACACCCUUCCCAGUGAGGGUACUGAUGACUUCCUCAAGGCCAAGGCGAAGACCAAGACUUUGGACUUCAUCGAUGUGCUUCUGUUGACCAAGGAUGAAGAUGGGAAGGGAUUAUCAGAUGAAGAUAUCCGGGCUGAAGCUGACACCUUCAUGUUUGAGGGCCAUGACACCACAGCUAGUGGCCUCUCCUGGAUCCUGUACAACCUUGCAAAGCACCCAGAAUACCAGGAGCGCUGCCGGCAAGAAGUGCAAGACCUUCUGAGGGACCGUGAGUCUAAAGAGAUUGAGUGGGACGACCUGGCCCAGUUGCCCUUCCUGACCAUGUGCAUCAAGGAGAGUCUGCGGUUGCACCCCCCGGUCUCGGUCAUCUCCCGCCGCUAUGCCCAGGACACUUUGCUUCCAGAUGGCCGGGUCAUCCCCAAAGGUGUUAUCUGCCUCAUCAGUAUUGUUGGGACCCACCACAACCCAUCUGUGUGGCCAGACCCUGAGGUCUAUGACCCCUUCCGCUUCGAGCCAGAAAACAUCAAGGGGAGGUCACCUCUGGCUUUUAUUCCCUUCUCAGUGGGUCCCAGGAACUGCAUCGGGCAGACAUUUGCCAUGACGGAGAUGAAAGUGGUCCUGGCGCUCACGCUACUGCGCUUCCGCGUCCUGCCGGGUGAGGAGCCUCGCCAGAAGCCAGAGCUGAUCCUGCGCGCGGAGGGUGGACUUUGGCUGCGGGUGGAGCCGCUGAGCUCAGGCCAGCAAUGACACAGCAGUCCUUUCUCUCCUGGAAUCCUCCCCUGGUCUAGCCACCUCCCUGAAAAUUCCCAGGAAUAAAAACUAUGUGGUCACUUC
Bubalus bubalis (water buffalo) is the source of this 1819-nucleotide messenger RNA. Its product is annotated as cytochrome P450 4F2. The record is from RefSeq and is a predicted model, not a curated record. NCBI's taxonomy places the organism in Eukaryota, Metazoa, Chordata, Mammalia, Artiodactyla, Bovidae. The coding region runs from base 161 to 1732 and encodes 523 amino acids. The transcript is spliced from 13 exons. Gene Ontology annotation, molecular function: iron ion binding; oxidoreductase activity, acting on paired donors, with incorporation or reduction of molecular oxygen; heme binding.